UCCCUCUCUCAUUGACCUAACCAGCAGUAAAAGCCCGGAUGUCUAACCCCGAGCAGCAGUACACGACGCUUAACAAUGGCCUGAAAAUGCCAACUAUUGGUCUGGGCUGUUGGUCAGGAAACACGCCAGAGGAGCAUGAGAGCGGCUACGCAUGGAUUCUGGGGGCCCUCAAGAAUGGAUACAGGCAUCUCGAUACAGCUCACGACUAUGGCACAGAGGGCGUCGUCGGCAGAGCCGUUAGAGAUUCCGGCAUCCCGCGCGAAGAGAUCUGGGUGACCACCAAGCUGCCACUCCAUCAUCAUGCAAAGGUCUCCGAGUCGUAUCAAGACUCACUCAACAAUGCAGGACUUGACUACUAUGAUCUGUGGCUGAUGCACUGGCCGCAAGCCUUCGCCAACAUCGACGACAAACCCAACCCUCGCCAUCCGGGGCCGAACGGCGAGCCCGACGGCGGCGAGUACAUUGUCGUCGAUAAGCCGACCUUCAACGAGACAUGGGCGGACAUGGAGAAGGUCUACGAAUCCGGCAAGGUCAAGACGAUCGGCGUGAGCAACUUCAGCGUGAAGAACCUGAAGACCCUGCUCGAGACAGCGAAAGUCGUCCCCGCUGUGUGCCAAGUCGAGACGCACCCGCACCAGGCGCAGCCCGAGCUGCUCGCCUUCUGCAAGGAGCACGGCAUCGUGCUCACCGCGUAUUCGCCGUCAGGCUACGCCCAGGUCGCAGGCGACCCGACCAUCGCGCGGCUCGCGGAGAAGUACCAGGUGUCGCCCCCGCAGAUCAGCUUCGCGUGGCACGUCGCGCGCGGGACGACGGCGGUGCCCAAGAGCCGGGACGCGCAACGCCAGCAUGCGAACUUGUGGGAACUGCCAAAGCUGAGCGAUGACGACGUCGCGCUGAUCAAUACGCUGCAUAAGAACGUCCACUACUGCGGAUACCCAGGACCUAAGGAGCGCAAUGGAGAGAAACUGGUGUUCGGGUGGACGUACUCGCAGAUGGGCUGGUGAGCGACGCCAAGAGUAGUUUCGGCUCGUCCUCCGUGUACUUGUAUGAUCGCAAGAGCAAGACAUGCGUUUGUUUCAGUGUAUUCGCGCCGAUAAAUCGAGUUUCUGCCUGUCAAGCCACUAAAUAGGGCGACUCUGAUAGAGUUCUGGACAAGUGCUCGCAAUCAUGUCCACUCUUCUGCCCCGAAAUGCGCAUCCCCGUCCAGGCCCAUCUUUCGCAGCUACCACCAACCCACCACAAGCGCAAUCCGUCAAGUGAAGCUGUAGUUGAUGCCAGAAACAGAGAAAGCGAGUACGCGGGACUGGUCGCUCAAGACAUGCACGUGUAAGCGCUGUAUUGAUGGCUGGUUAUCGCUUCGGAUGAAGGAGCGCUUGGAAGGAGAAGGCGACUUCCUGCGCUACGUCUCGAUCUCGCUGCUUUCCGACCUGGGCAGCGAGCUGCCUGAGGACGAGGUGCUCCCAGAUUGGGUGAUUGCGGAGGAUCCUGCGCUGCACUUCAUACCCAUGGAACUGCACACGAAGAUGAGCCCGGCCUUCUACAGGGGCUACGUAACCGUCGUCGAUGUCAUGGUCCAGAUCCUCCAGCGCGACGUCAUUGCCGGCACAACCUGCGUCCCCACGCCGGACGCCGUCAACGCCCGGCUCCGAGAACUGUGCACGGCCGCGCGAGAGUGCGCCGGCAAGACGUCCGUGUUGUCCACGGACGACGUCGAGGACGUCGAGACGUUCCUGCACGCCGGCGGCAAGGCCGAGUUUGCGCUCGAGGUGCUCACGGACCGUGCGCGUGAGAAGUCGCCAGAGGGGAGCGAGUAUAUGCACCGGCCUGCGCUGCGCGUCGAGGAGGAGGAGUUUGUGGGGCAGGUGGGGGAGAUGCCGGAGUGCGCGAAUGACUUCGACUUCGAGCUCGUGCGAAAGAGCCUCGGGCUGCCGCCACAUUUCAUCGGCCCCCACUGGUUCUUCCUCACCGACAGCGAGUCCGAAGACGACGGUGACGAUGACAACGGAGAAGUCGUGUACACUGGACGGCGUGCAGGCGAAGACGAGAGUGCGGUUAUGAAGCGACGCGAUGCAUGAUAGGAUUUUUCACGGUAGUCUAUUAGAUCUGUCUUUGACAUGCAUCGUUUGGGCCCCC
This is a messenger RNA of Phanerochaete carnosa HHB-10118-sp, 2133 nucleotides long. RefSeq lists its product as uncharacterized. Gene Ontology annotation, molecular function: aldose reductase (NADPH) activity. Gene Ontology annotation, cellular component: cytosol. The transcript has 7 exons. The record is from RefSeq and is a predicted model, not a curated record. The coding region runs from base 39 to 1004 and encodes 321 amino acids. Lineage: Eukaryota; Fungi; Basidiomycota; Agaricomycetes; Polyporales; Phanerochaetaceae.